GCAUUGGUGAGCGUCUCUGCGCGUGUAAUCAAAAAGUGUACCUCAGCACGCGGUCCCUUGGUCUUUCGCCGUGACCGUGCGUAGCUUCCUCUUUUACACCAAGGUGACAACCUGCUCACAGACAGUGAGCAUGUGCCUGUUUGUUGACCCCACUUAUGUCCCAAUAGACAGCCUUCACUAUUUCUCGCACCUCACCGACUGCUCCACCAUUCGCUCAACUCCUCACACCCAACAUGCGCCGUGUAUUGCUCGCUUGCCUUGGGCUGCUCGCUCUUCUACCCUCAAUCAUCGCCCGUCGUAAUGGCUUUGAAUGCUCGGUCCGAUCGAACACAACUCUCGUUCCCGAUGUGGCUGCUGCACUGGUGCAGUACGGCGCCGCUAGCGAACUCGCAACUGGCUUCAAGCAGCCCUGGCCCGAAGUCGACAGGAAAGGCCGGAAGAUGCGCAUAGUCAAGUACUGUUACAGCGAGAAACACGUCAGGGAUCACCUUGACUGCCCCCGGUUCAGGGACGCCUUUGACAAAUGGAGGCAGAAGCUUGAUUCACCGGCUUUCAAGGGCACGACGAACCUUUACUGGGAGGAACUUAGCGAUGGCAACCCUGACCGCUCGAAGCGCCAGCCUAGGUAUUGCUACGAUGCAGAUAAGAACUGGGACUCUAAGAAUGUGCCCCAUGACACUCUUGCCAUUCGAAUCGAUCGAAACGCAGGCAAAUCUGCAUCCUCUACAGUCGGAUACGAUCCCACGCGGGAGAAGGACCUGUUCGGUUAUCACAUUAUGAAUAUAGGCCCUGAUGUCACGACCGCUACAAUCGCACAUGAGCUCGGCCAUGUAUUCGGUAUGGUCCACGAACACAACCGCCAUGACAGCGACGACUACGUCCACUUCGAGUGCAAGAGUCUGCCCAACUACUCCGAAACCAUCGCCCUGGCCCGAGUCGAGAAUAAACUCAACUACGCCGACGCCCACGAGAAGCUCUGCAACGACCGCGAGUUCGCCGACCGCUACAAAUUCGGCAGCUCGGACUUCGUAAAAGACCCCUUCGGCCGCAUCCACGACGAGCCCACGAUACCAUUCGACUACAAGUCCAUUAUGCUAUACGACUCCUUGCUUGCUUCCGCCCCGGCGUGCGAGCACGAUCUUUCCGUAUGCGUACUGCUGCGGUACAGUGGGGAUCCGCCUAACAAGCAGUUGCCCUUGGAAAGACUCAAGCUGAAUGAAGACCCUUCGGACGGGGACGCGAAGUUUGUUCAGAGAUGGUAUCCGGCCGCGGCGUAAGUUGGAGCGGCGGGCUGGGUGGAGUGUGGCUACAGGGCUUUGGGC
Molecule: messenger RNA, 1322 nt
Organism: Boeremia exigua
Lineage: Eukaryota; Fungi; Ascomycota; Dothideomycetes; Pleosporales; Didymellaceae
Exons: 4
Coding region: 234-1277 (347 amino acids)
Biological process (GO): proteolysis
Molecular function (GO): metalloendopeptidase activity
Source: RefSeq, a predicted model, not a curated record